Molecule: messenger RNA, 516 nt
Organism: Lactuca saligna
Lineage: Eukaryota; Viridiplantae; Streptophyta; Magnoliopsida; Asterales; Asteraceae
Source: the annotation of a GenBank genome assembly
AUGUCGAUUUCGUCUGCCAAAGCAAGCUUCCAAGGUGGUCCAACAUUGAGAAAGAAAAGAGUAGUUAGAUGUGGCUGUGGAGAUGUGUGCAAGGUAUCUGUUGCUCGAACACCUGAGAACUAUGGAAAGAAGUUUUAUGGGUGCCCUAAUUACAAGGUGGAAGAAGAGGACUGUGGUUUUUUCAAAUGGUACAAUGAAGAAGAUUACCACAUUAUCGACCCAACUCGUACAAAGCAGAUGCAGGGGCAGGGGCAGGGGCAUGGACAGUUGAAGACUUUGAAUGUUGUGACUUUAUAUUAUUUUGCUGCUGUUCUUAAUGGUGAUCAUUUCUUGAGUAGUUUUCCAGAUGAAAUGAGCAACAAAAUGAAUGUGAAAGAAGCUUAUACGUAUGUAAAAGGUGCAGUUUCAAGAUUCAUAACUGCUAGCAAAGAAGCUAUCAAUUUGGGUGCUGAUGAAUCUGCCAUUGUUGACAUGAGAUCAUCUCUUACUACUAGAUCAGUUAUUCACAACAAAUGA